Oryzias latipes (Japanese medaka) is the source of this 2757-nucleotide messenger RNA. It is a transcript of the gene gpr161b, whose product is annotated as G protein-coupled receptor 161b. Gene Ontology annotation, molecular function: G protein-coupled receptor activity. Gene Ontology annotation, biological process: G protein-coupled receptor signaling pathway. Gene Ontology annotation, cellular component: recycling endosome; plasma membrane. Lineage: Eukaryota; Metazoa; Chordata; Actinopteri; Beloniformes; Adrianichthyidae. The record is from RefSeq and is a predicted model, not a curated record.
GGGUGUCGGAGGACGCCAUUGCUGCCGCAGCUGGCCGUUUAAGAUUCGUCAAAGGGGGGGGGGGGGGGUAAACCGAAGGUUUUCGUGUCCGCCGGGCGCUAACGAUCCGACUGUCCCCCCCGCCAGGGUUGUCUCCCUCCGGACGGGAAACCAGCAAAAUGGAGGUGUUAUCCCGGCAGGAGAAGGGAAAGCGGAGCCGCAGCGUUCAGCUUAAGCAGACUCCUACCGUUGCACCGGCUGUGCGGCGGCCCGGCCUGUCACCAUGAACGCCAGCAGGAACUGCACGCCGUCGGGGCGCGACGAGGGUCUGAUCGCCCUGGAGUCGGUCUCCAUCGUGUGCGUCACGCUCCUGGCGGGCCUGGGGAACCUGCUGAUUGUGGUGACGCUGUACCGCCGGCCGUACCUCCUCACGCCCAGCAACAAGUUCGUCUUCAGCCUGACCUCGUCCAACCUGCUGCUGUCCCUGCUGGUGCUGCCGUUUGUGGCCGCGAGCUCGGCGAAGCGAGAAUGGAUGUUCGGCGUGGUUUGGUGCAACUUCACCGCUCUGCUCUUCCUGCUCAUUAGCUCGGCCAGCAUGCUGACGCUCGGAGCGAUCGCCGUGGACAGGUACUACGCGGUGCUCUAUCCCAUGAUCUACCCCAUGAAGAUCACAGGGAACCGCGCGGCGGUGGUCAUAGCCUACGUGUGGCUGCACUCCCUGGCGGGCUGCCUGCCCCCGCUGUUCGGCUGGUCCUCCUUCGAGUUCGACUGCUACAAGUGGAGCUGCGUGGUGGCGUGGCACAGGGAGCCCAGCUACACGGCCUUCUGGGUGGUCUGGUGCGUCUUUCCCCCGCUAUUCACCAUACUCGUCUGCUACGGCGUCAUCUUCCGCGUCGCCCGAAUGAAGGCGCGCAAGGUGCACUGCGGGACUGUGGUCGUCGCUCAGGACGACGGCGCUCACGGGAACGGGCGCAAGAACUCCAGCACCUCCACGUCCUCCAACGGAAGCCGGCGGAGCCUGGUGUACGCGGGAAGCCAGUGCAAGGCCUUCGUCACCAUAUUAGUGGUGGUGGGGACCUUCCUGGUGACCUGGGGGCCGUACGUGGGGGCGGUGUGCACGGAGGCUUUGUGGGGGCGGGGCAGCGUGUCUCCGGGGGUGGAGACCCUGGUGGCGUGGCUGUCUUUCUGCAGCGCAGCGUGCCACCCGCUCAUCUACGGCCUGUGGAACAAAACGGUGAGGAAGGAGCUGCUGGGCAUGUGCUUCGGGGAUCGCUACUACAGAGAGUCCUUCGCCACACGCCACCGGACGUCCCGCCUCUUCAGCAUCUCCAACAGAAUCACGGAUUUGGGCAUGUCCCCACACCUGACUGCCAUGCUGGCUGGGGGAGGACACCUGCUGGCCCCGGGAAGCAGCACGGGAGACACCGGCUUCAGUUUCACUCAGGACUCCGGCACAGACGUGAUGCUGCUGGAGAACUCCACCGACGGCUCCUCCCACGCGCCGCAUCACGGAAACGCCUGCGGGAAGAGGCGGAGCUCCGUCACCUUCGAAGACCAGUUGGAACAUUCCAAAGCUGAGAACUCCUCCUCCACCUCCUCGUCUUCCCCUGUCCAGGUCCAAGCAGAGCUCCACGAAUGUCUGGACACGUUCGCCUCCGGCUUGGCGAAGGCGAUCGAGAGCGACGCCAAGCUCGCCCUGUUCGGAGAGAGCCUGCAGGGGGCGCUGUUCACCACGCGGCCGGCACAGAGACCCAGAUACCUGGACGGUCAGAGACUGAGGCUGGAGAGCAUCGACGAAGGCAUCGUCAGAGACGACAGGGAGGAGGAGGAAGAGGAGAGCAGGUCUGGCCUGUGACCGGGCCGCUGGAGGACAUUCACGCGUGACCUCUGACCCUUUGUGCUGCCUGUAAGGACGCUUGGAUUCCCUCCACGCUGGUACCACUUACCGUACUUGAAACGGUGGAACAGGUAGAGCCCACCUGUGCUGCACCAGCGUCCUGGAAACGGUUUUCACACAGUGAAAAACACAUUCAUGUCAUUUCUGUUUUGUUUUUUACAUUUACAUGAACCCAACAGGAUUAUGUAUGAUUGAAUCAGGGAAAGGUGAAGGUAGAAUGAAGGAAUGCAUUCUUCAUUUCUGAUAACAAAGAUGCACUUAUCAAAUCCAAAUUCAACUAACUUCAUUUAACCCCGAGGGGCAAUUCUUUUUAAGGUGCAGAGAAAUUGACAUCCCCCAAACGCAUUCAAAAGAAAACCUGCAGCGCUAGAAGAGGCUCAGAUUCAAACCUUUUUUCACAUUUAACUUGUGUAGGAACCCUGAGCAUAAAUGCAAAGCAGCUACCUGAUGGGAUUAGGAAUAAAGAAGCUGAGUCCACUAGAAGAUCGCUUUCCACUUUCGACAAAACAAGUUCAGCUCAAUUCUGUGUCACGAUUUGUGAAAGAAUUAAAAUAAUAAAAACCAACCCCAGAAGGAUCCAAAGUUUGAACGUGAACAGCUGAUGCAUCAAGGAGAACGUUAGCAUUCCAGCUGUGGAGCAGCUGCUGUUAGACAUCCGUGAAAUCCAACCCAGACGUCGUCAACAGAGGAAGUUUUGUAGCUUUAGUCAUUUUUUUAAAAAUAUUUUAUUUACUUUAAUGAGGAACUGGCAGCAUUUUAGUGAUGAAUUAUGUUUUUUUUAACAGGUACAGCUUUUGUAAGAACAAGCUACAUAGGAACAGGUAUUUUUAUAUUAUAGGAACUAUAGGUACAAACGUUUGCAUUAAAGUUUUACACUCAGA